AUGCCUCAGAUGCUACAAGACGCUAUGCUCCGCCUCCGCAUCAGUGGAUUCAGCGUGCUUGCUCUCUCGCUGAGAGUCAAAUACUCGGAGCUCUCGGCCUUUACGGCUAUGACGGUGUUUGCGCUCGAUGAUUCGUCGAUCUUCGCUGGCGGACACUCGUACGUGUCCGAUUUGAGGCUUCAUAUUGUGCCGGAUAGACGGUUGAUGGGAGCUGAUCUGGAGAGUUUGGCGGCGGCGACGGUAUUGCCCACGAUGGAGAAGGGGGAGAAGCUGGUGGUGACCACCGCGAGCGGCGGAGGUCCGUUGGCGCCAAUGAGAAUCAAUUACGCGAAAAUCACGAGCUUUGAUUUGAUAUACAACCUCAAUAUUGCGGUUCAUAGAGUGUCAAUGCCGUUUACGCAUGUUAAUCAGACGGAUGGAGUGGAUUCGAACAGGAUCAGAGACUGCAAGCAGGAUGAUCUGGGUUCGAAGGUCGCCGCGAAAUCUGGUAUUUGUCAGAUUGAUACCCCAUCGAUGAAAAUUGAACGGACGGUGGAGAAUGAAGAUCAUCGUGGUUUGUGA
Molecule: messenger RNA, 561 nt
Organism: Camellia sinensis
Lineage: Eukaryota; Viridiplantae; Streptophyta; Magnoliopsida; Ericales; Theaceae
Product: putative fasciclin-like arabinogalactan protein 20
Source: RefSeq, a predicted model, not a curated record